Molecule: messenger RNA, 2499 nt
Organism: Uloborus diversus
Lineage: Eukaryota; Metazoa; Arthropoda; Arachnida; Araneae; Uloboridae
Product: pro-neuregulin-2, membrane-bound isoform-like
Exons: 8
Coding region: 729-2042 (437 amino acids)
Biological process (GO): intracellular signal transduction; nervous system development; animal organ development
Molecular function (GO): signaling receptor binding
Source: RefSeq, a predicted model, not a curated record
GUUGCUUUUCCUGUGAAUAUUAAAAUAUACAAAACAGGAGUUGGUGUGUAGAAUAGGACACUCUCCAGACAUUUAAGUUCCGUGCUCGUUCCUCAGGUCAUGAUUGUGUUCCGAAUCCUGUUGUUUUUUCCCUGUGAGUAUUAAUAUAUAGAAAACAGGAGUUGGUGCGCAGAAAAGGACACUUCUCCAGACGCUUUGGUGUAGUGCUCGUUCCUCAGGUCAUGAUUGUGUUCCGAAUCCUGUGCCACCUCCUGUUGCUUUUCCUGUGAAUAUUAAAAUAUACAAAACAGGAGUUGGUGUGUAGAAUAGGACACUCUCCAGACAUUUAAGUUCCGUGCUCGUUCCUCAGGUCAUGAUUGUGUUCCGAAUCCUGUUGUUUUUUCCCUGUGAGUAUUAAUAUAUAGAAAACAGGAGUUGGUGCGCAGAAAAGGACACUUCUUCAGACGCUUUGGUGUAGUGUUCGUUCCUCAAGUCAUGAUUGUGUUCCGAAUCCUGUGCCGCCUCCAGUGCCACUUUUCCUGUGAAUAUUGAAAUAUAGAAAUCGGAGUUAGAGUGUGCAGAAAAGGGUACUCUUCAAACACUUUAGUUUAGUGCUCGUUCCUCAGGUCAUGAUUGUGUUCCGAAUCCUGUUAUUUUCCCUGUGAAUAUUAAAACAUACAAAACAGGAGUUAGUGCUUAGAAAAGGACACUUCUCCACACACUUUGGUGCAGUGCUCGUUCCUCAGGUCAUGAAUGUGUUCCGAAUCCUGUGCCGCCUCCUGUUGCUUGUCCUCUGCUUCUGUUCUCUGUGCCUGGGCUCUAGCGAUGUGGUGUGCCUCGGCAAGGGCAAGGGUGCCACAGAGUCGGACAAGGGGCUGCCCACGUGGGCGGCGGUGACCUCCGUCCAGUCCCGCGCCCUCCGGUCGCAGGUGGUUUUCGUGGGGACACUGCGCAGCGUCCUGGUGCAGAGGGAUGGCACAGUGCGCGCCUGGUUCACGGUGGACCUCCGCCUGAAGCCGGAGAAUGCCACCUGGAUGGAGUCCUCGAGGCGCCUGGAGGACACGGAGGUGGUCUACCACACCAGGGCCGGAGGUCACUGCCUGGACCAGGACAGCUUGAGACUGGGGCGCCAGUACCUGGUGUUCGGGGGUCCUUCGCGGAGGAUCGCUUGGCCGUCCCUGACGGCCGCUGCUCUACCCAUUCCGAAAGACAAACGAACUUUGCGAGCGGUCAAGAAGAUUCUUUGUCCCGGUUGCGCGAGGCCUGCCCGCGUAGCCGGCCUCAAGAAAGUGAUAGCAGAGGAGGGGGCCCGUGCCCGACUCAGCUGCCACCUGGCGGGCAAUCCCAUUCCAUGGGUGGAGUGGUACAAGGACGGCAAGAGGAUCACCAGUAGAGGACGCACGCGAGUCAAGACCAAAAGGAGGAUUUCGCGGCUGGUGAUCCGGCGCGUCCACCCUUCGGACCGGGGCGGUUACGAGUGCCGGGCCGGGAAUGCCGUCCAAGAAGCCACCGCCUCCACCCGAGUCACGCUCCUGGUAACGAGGAAGAAGAAGCCCCUCCCCACCGCCUCGUCGACGCAAUCCAGUCCUUGGACAACGGAGCCCUGUUCUACCUCAGAGUUUUGCCUGAAUGGCGGAACCUGCAUCUUGUACAAGGAUGUUAUGGAAUACGUCUGCCAUUGUGCUGAAGGGUACGUUGGCUUACGUUGCGAGUCGAAAUACGUCACGAUAGCAGAAAUCAAAAAUUCACGUCUCAGCCAGAAUCGUCUCUUCAUCAGCAUUGUGAUUCUCUUUGUGAUUUUCUUUUGUUUAAAUUGGAUGACCUUUGCAGUCUGCUGGUUAUGUUGGGGACAGAACUGUAAGUGGGGAAAAUUCCGAGAGAUGGCAGCACGACGAGCAUUUUCUCCGAAGUCGAACAGCGUGCAGAAUAAAAUGUCUACUGACGUAAGAUUCCUUGAAGCAAACAGUGGAUCAAAACACUGCAGACCAAAAAACUGCGAAGUGGAGAAAGAACGUGGAGAAUGCUGGCAAAAUCAAACUGGACUUCAAAAGAAAACAGAGUGAAGGCAGAAAUCAUAAACCUUGAAAGAAUCCAAAUAGUACUCAUAAUACCAAAACACGUUGAAACUACUGCAUAUUUAUUUACAAAGAACAUAUUGACAUAACUGAUGCUUGAUGAAAAUCAAAAUUUUGUCUUUGUGGAUUUUUAAUAAAAAUUUCUUAAGCAAAUUCAUUGAAAAAAUUAUGAAGUAAUGUAUUUUAGUAAUAUAAAAGGAACAUCAAACAGGACUGUCAAAACUGAGGGGAAAUGUUGAGGGGGGUGGAGGUGCUGGUUUGAGAUAAAGAAAAAUAUAUUUGAACUUUUAUAGUAUUUACAGCUCAGUCAUACACGAUCCACAUAUUUGCCUCUGCCUCAGUUCUGCUAUAGACAUGAUCCUAUUCUACAGCAUAUUGCUUUCGCUGUUAGUGUUUAAAUACAUGUUCUAUAAAAUGUGCCUUCACUUUUUCUGCAAUCUUAUAU